UGAUGCACCUAGCUGUUAGGUGGCGAGCUGGCGCAGGUUGCAGGGUGCCCGUGGACGAUGAGAGACAGCAGCGGCAGCCUGGCACAGAACCGCUGGCAAGGAGAGCUGGCCUUGGGUGUGGGCCAGGAGGGCAAUGGGGCUGCAGGCAUGCCUGCAGGGCACCUCAUGGACGCCUCCUCACCCAACCAUGUGUCCAGUCCAAUGCAUCUCAAACUGGGACAAAAGGAAAGGGUCAAUGAGACCGAGUACAUGGACCCGGAGACUAUUGAUGACUGGAGGGACGGAGGAGGAGGGGAGGAGGAAGAGGAUGACGAGGAGGAGGAAGAUGAAGAAGAUGAUGACGAUGAUUUAGAAGAACAGGAGGAGGAUGUGAACUUCGAAGCAGCUGCAUGGGAAGAGCUUGAAGGGGUGGAAGAAUGGCAAGCCCCACAUGACACACCGUUAGGGUCCCUCACAGAUCACCAACUGCGGCAACAACAAUCAACACCGCCCCUGUCGGAGGAGCAGGUUCAGUUCUUAGCAGGUGACUCGCCUGAGCAGCCUCUGUGGUCAAGGCUGUCCGCACACAAGCUGCGUCGACUGAGGCGCUGGAGAAGGCUUCGCGUUCGCAGCAGCCUGCGGUUCCGACUCGCACAGCACUGGAAAACGUGGCGCCAGCAAGCUCAGUGGAUGGGGAUGCAGGGACACAGGAGGGUGAGGAGGUGGCGUCAGCACAGCACCUAUGGCGUCCGCCAGCGACGGGACCCAGGGCUGAAUAACUCCCAAGCCGAAGUGCAGAGAAAGGAUGAGAGUGAGACAGAAUCACGGUUAUUCGGACUCAAUGGUUACCGCGGUGACUCGCAAUCCAGCUCAUUGGUCAGCACUGGGGACUCCGGAGGCCAGGACUUUACCCCGAUGCGUCCAAAGCCUGUAGAGAUGGCUCUCACAGAAGAGCACAUGACAUGCCUACAUGGGAUUCUCGAUGAGUCUUUGCAGCAGUACGGAAGCCUGAUUCCCAUCCAUAUUGAUGAUGUGGUUGAGAAACUGCAAGAUAUCUUCAAGGAAAAUUUCUCCCAGCCACACAGGAAAGCUACAGUGCAGUCCGUAAUUCAAGCCUACCAGAGGUCACCUGGAACCGCCAUGGUGCGAGGGUUUCGUGUCAACUAUAAGCGGCACAUCCUCACAAUGGAUGACCUCAGCACUCUGUAUGGGCAGAAUUGGCUGAAUGAUCAGGUUAUGAAUAUGUAUGGAGAUCUUGUGAUGGAUUCAGUGCCUGAGAAGGUUCAUUUCUUUAACAGUUUCUUCUAUGACAAGUUGAGGACAAAGGGUUAUGAUGGCGUGAAAAGGUGGACGAAAAAUGUGGACAUCUUCCAAAAAGAUCUGUUGUUGAUCCCCAUUCACCUGGAGGUGCACUGGUCUCUGGUGAGCGUUGAUAUCAAGCGCAAGGCUGUCACCUACUUUGACUCCCAGCGGACCCUAAACAACCGCUGUCCAAAGCACAUUGCGAAGUACUUGCUGGCAGAGGCUUUCAUGAAACAACGGCGAGAUUUCAUGACUGGGUGGAAGGGUUAUUUUAAAAUGAAUGUGGCCAGACAGAACAACGACAGUGACUGUGGAGCAUUUGUUCUCCAGUACUGCAAGUGUCUGGCCCUGGGACAGCCAUUCAGCUUCAGUCAGAUGGACAUGCCCAAACUGAGGCGACUUAUGUACAAAGAACUGUGCCACUGCCGGCUCUCGCUGUAAUGUCUGCGUGAGACACUUUUGUCCCCUGGCUGCGAGCAGAGCCCUACUAUUAAAAAAAAAACUCUUACAUCUUUGUCAGUCAAACCAGAGACUCUACACAGAGGAUGAUUGGUCCUUUGACCAUGCCCAUUUCUCCCAUCCACACCUUCUAUGUUUUUGUUUUUAUAUAAAUAUAUAUAUAUUGUCUAUUUCUUUGUGGUUGACAGAGGCCAACUCAACUGUUAUUGUCAUCAUGUUGACACAGUAAGGAGACUCAUCAAAAGGUCUUCUGGACAGGGUUGUGACCCGCGCUACUGGGGGAUCGAGAAGUCACACAGGGGUUCAAGUGUGGUUUUUUUUUUUUUUGUUUUUUUUGUUUUUCCCUCUAGGUCUUGUUUUUGUUUUUUUUCUCCAUGUCCGUACACAUGUCGCUAUGCUUACUGUAAGAAAUGUGGAAAUGGAUCAAGAUGGUUAUGUGUGCGACUUUAUUUUUAAAUAAAUCAUAUCUCAUGAA
This is a messenger RNA of Alosa alosa (allis shad), 2215 nucleotides long. It is a transcript of the gene senp3b, whose product is annotated as SUMO specific peptidase 3b. Gene Ontology annotation, molecular function: deSUMOylase activity. Gene Ontology annotation, biological process: protein desumoylation. Gene Ontology annotation, cellular component: nucleus. Lineage: Eukaryota; Metazoa; Chordata; Actinopteri; Clupeiformes; Clupeidae. The record is from RefSeq and is a predicted model, not a curated record.